Caretta caretta (loggerhead turtle) is the source of this 1368-nucleotide messenger RNA. RefSeq names its product homeobox C11 (gene HOXC11). Gene Ontology annotation, biological process: anatomical structure development; regulation of transcription by RNA polymerase II. Gene Ontology annotation, molecular function: DNA-binding transcription factor activity, RNA polymerase II-specific; RNA polymerase II cis-regulatory region sequence-specific DNA binding. The record is from RefSeq and is a predicted model, not a curated record. Gene Ontology annotation, cellular component: nucleus. Lineage: Eukaryota; Metazoa; Chordata; Testudines; Cheloniidae.
AUGUUUAACUCAGUGAAUCUAGGAAACUUCUGUUCUCAAUCGCGUAAAGAGAGGAGUGCUGACUUUGGAGACAGAGCAGGUUGCGCUUCCAAUCUCUACCUCCCUAGCUGCACCUAUUACGUCCCAGAAUUUUCAACUGUGUCAUCUUUCUUGCCACAGGCCCCCUCUCGCCAAAUCUCCUACCCUUAUUCCACUAACCUCUCGCAAGUGCAACCAGUUCGAGAGGUCUCCUAUGGUCUAGACCCCUCUAGUAAAUGGCACCAUAGAAGCAAUUACGCAUCGUGUUAUUCCGCGGAAGAUCUGAUGCAUAGAGAGUGUAUCCCGCCUUCCACCAUGACCGAAAUGCUAAUGAAAAACGAAAGCGUGUACAGCCACCACCAUCCCAGCUCUAACCAUCCUGCAUCUACGGGAUUCUACUCCAGCAUGAACAAAAACAGUGUCCUGCCCCAGGGCUUUGAUCGGUUCUUCGAAAAUGCCUACUGCGGGACAGAGAACCCGCCUGAGAACUGUCUGCAGAAAAGCGAGAGCAAACUGGAAUCCGACUCCCAGCCCAGUGCACUAUCAUCCCGCGGAGAGCAAGGCAUAGACCCGGAAGACGAAGAGGAAAACACAAAUCCAGGGUCUUCAGCUUCGUCUUCUUCUGUCAACAAGGAAGGAAGCAAAAGCAGCAACUCGAGUGCUCCCCGUACAAGGAAGAAGAGAUGUCCCUAUUCGAAAUUCCAGAUCAGAGAGCUAGAGAGAGAAUUUUUCUUCAAUGUCUAUAUAAACAAAGAAAAAAGGCUUCAGUUGUCUAGGAUGCUAAAUCUCACUGAUCGACAGGUUAAAAUUUGGUUUCAGAACAGAAGAAUGAAAGAAAAAAAAUUAAGCAGAGACCGCCUGCAGUAUUUCUCUGGAAAUCCCUUAUUGUGAACACAUCUUUUCCCAGUCCUCUGCUGGUGAAGUAGAUCUGUACUAAGAAGGAACUCUGAAAGCAUGGGUUGUGGUCUGAGUCUACAAGCAACCUCAAAGUUUAAACCUUUUCGUUACUUACAUUUGUAUGUAUGGAACAGUUCUAAGUAACGCAAGGAGUUCAGAUAUCUAAACGUUUAAAGGACUGGAAAACCAUGGACUUUUUAUUUAACGUUUUGUCUGAACAACUGGGAUUUUUUUUUCAUUUAGUCAUCCUUGUCCAUUUGAAUAAAUCGCAGUGCUGUGUUAUAAUUAUCAUGGUGAUGAUUUUAAUAUGCAGUUAACAUGCUACCACAGACGCGGCCAAAACCUCCCUCUAUGGUUAAUUUAGAUACCUUGAUUUGGGAGUGUGUGUGUGUGUGUGCGUGUAUGUGUAUGUACACAUAUACAUAGGAGUGUGCGUAUCCACACCGACCAUUU